GGCAUUAGUACAUUUAUGUUGUUGUUUAACCAUCACCACUAUCCAUUCUCUAGAACUUUUUUAUUUUCCCAAACUCUGUACCCACUGAACAAUGAUUUUUCAUUCUCCCCUCCUUCUAGCCCCUGGUAACCACUAUUCUACUUUCUGUCUGUAUGACUUUGAUGAUGAAGUUUUUCAUUUCAUAUAAUUCCCUAGUCAUUUUCCAAACCAAUAUGUAAUACUGAUGUCUAUGUGUCUACAGGGAUCACCUCUUUUAAAAUGACCUUGACCUAACUAAGUGGGUAAUUGCCUUAUACUGGGAAAUGGUAGAUACUUCUUGUUAAGGACCUGAAACCACCUGGUUUAGUCAUUGCUCCUAGCCAUCACUAACCUUAUGUGUUCACUCUGAGAAAGAUCAUCUCUCUCAUUUGAAAAAACAAUAACUCUAGAAAAUUACUUUUAAGUGACAGGUAGUGAAAUUGGCUUCCUUGCAUCUGUAUUUUCAUGUGCUUUGUAUUCCAAACUUUUUACCAGUCUCCAUUGAGAAAGACAAAAAGAAUCAGGAACAGUUAUUUAAUAUUUUUAAUACCUCAACUUAUCAGUAUAAUAUCAUUGUGAACACUGGGCAACUGUGCAAAAAUGAGCACAUCUAAACUUAUGGAUUCAAGAUGGCCUUUUAGUCAUUUAAUGAACAAUAGGAAUUUUGGGACUUUGAAGAGAAGUGUUACUCUCACCAACUGACUUGGUCUUUAUUGCUGUGAGUACAUCAGUGUAACCAGGAGACUAAGGAACAGAACAGGAGAGGCAGCUCCGAGGGAGAGGCUUACCACUGACAUGGAUGCCUAGUGGGAAUGUAAAGGCCGCCCUAAAAGAAACACGGAGUUCCACAGUCACAUCCUGAAUGAACAUUAGGGAAAGUUUCCUGAGGUAGGUGGCCUGUAAAACAGAGGGUUCUGAAGGCCACACAUCAUUUUAGCUAGUACAUGUGGGGAAGGGAGACGUACGUGACAUGGAGCAUUCCUGAUGGAGGAAACCACCAGCAUUUAGGCUUAUGAAUUGGGUCCAAAAAACAGCUGGAAUUCUAGUUCUUGGGGGCAGUACCAUUCAGCUGGAGUGUGGAGUCUAGUCCUUGGGACAGAAGGGGCUUGGGCCUGUGCAGAGCACUUUGCACAGUGGAAUCCGGGCCUUUUGAAGCUUAAUAAGUUGUGCUUUAGAAGGGUAAGUCCGGGCAUGGUGUAUACAUAAGGUGAAUCAGAGAAGAUAAUUAUUUAAAGUGGAAAGGUUAAAGGCUGUUUAAUUAUUUCAGAGGAGGAUACUGAGGGUCUCUAAAUUAUAUCGGUUAUAGUGAGAUUGGAAAGGAGGUCCAAAAUGGCAGUGAUGCUGUAAAGAGAAUUCAUAGGACUGACCAACUGCCUGAAUGUAGAGAAUGAAGGAAGGUCGAGUGAUCAUAAAGUCACUUGGUUGUAAUGCAUAUCUUAUAAAAUUCAAAAGGUAUAAACGUAUAUAUAAUGAAAAUUAAGCCUCUUUUCUCGGUCCCUCAGCUCUUAUCACUUCUUAUACACUUUCUGAUAUCUGUGUAUAUGCAUAAGCUACAUUUAUAUUCUUGUUAAAAAUGUUAAAUGUAUUUUGACUUAAGCUCUGGACAAAAUAAAAUAUUAGAUAAAAUAAAAAAGGUUAGCUACUAUGCACAGUUAUCAAUACCUUGUUUUUAUCAUUUAACAAUGUAUCUUGGAGAUAUUCCUUGUCAAUACUGUAGAGCUGCCUUAUUUAUUUACUUAGCUAGUCCCCAAUUAAUAGAAACAUAUUUCCUGUCUUUGGCUAUUACAAAUUGUUUAGUGAAUAUCCUUGUUCGUGCAUCAUUUUGUACACAUACAAACAAGCAUAUCUAUAGGUUUAAAUUACUACAAGUGGGAUUGCUGAAUUAAAGGAUAUGUACACUUAAAGUGUUGAUAGAUAUCGCCAAAUUAUCUUCCAUAGAGGUUUUACCAGCAAUGCCUGUUUCUUCAAUCCUCAUGAUAGUAUGAUAUCAAGCAAUAUGAUCUUUCUCAAUCUGUAGAUUAAAAAAUGUCUAGUUGUCAUUUUAAUUUGCAUUUCUCUGAGACUGAGCAUCUUUUUGUAACUUUCAGAGGCAUUUGUAAUUCUUUUUUGGGGAACUUUUUGUCACUAGCUGGUUCCCAUUUCUCUGUUCAGAAGUUGGACUUCUAGGUAUGCAAUGGAAGGAGAAGAGAACAGGGCCAAAGAUGGAACUCUGGGGUCACUGAUUGAUAUGGGAUGAUUGGAGGAUGUGGUUCUUUGAAGGAGACUGAGUAGGAGUGUUCAGAGAGGUGGGAGGAAGGCCAAGAGAGAGGCCAUUAGAAGCUGAGGGAAGGCACAGUUUCGAAGAGGAUGUGACCAGUAGUGUCAAAUGUUACAGAGAGUUCAAGUAAGAUAAGCACUGAGAAGUGGCCACUGGAUCGAGUAAAUGGGAGGCCCUUGAUGACACUAUUGCAAAUAGUUCCAGUGGAAUGGUACAGCAGAACCUAGAAUCCAUUGGAUUGAGAAGUGAAUGGUUGAGAAAAUGAAGAUAAGAAGUGUUUAAUGUUUAAGCCUCAGUGCCUUCUUGAGAAAUAAAGAGAUAAAGCAAUGACAGAGAACGCUCUAGCUAGAUGGGGUUGUCAAGAGAGGGGUGCCUUUUGUUUCAGUGGGAGAAAUUUGAGCAAUUUUGUGUGCUGAAAUGAAUGACCUGUAAGGCUUUGGCCUAGGCGAGAAGAAAACUCCCUUUUCCAUUGGAACAGGAUGCAAGCAGGAAAGAUGGAUGCCAGUGCACUUAAGAUUGAAUGUGUGCUAUGAGGGGAAGACGUGAGAAUUGGAAGGAUUAUUACUUGGUCGUUCUAGAUCUCUGUGUAAAGAAAGGACUAGCCAUACUGUUUUCUACAGUGGCUGCACCAUUUUGCAUUCCCAUCAGCAGUGCACCAGGGUUCCACUUUUUCUGGAUAGGAGAAUUUGUGAAAGAAGUUUCUACAAUGGUGUGUUCAGCUCUCAGGAGAGUUGCACACGUGCGUGUCUACCUGGUGAGGAAGGCCAGUGGUGUCUCCAGAGGCCAUCAGCAUCAGGCCUUGGGCUCAAGGCCUGCUGCUUCAGAGUUUGCUGCCCGAGGCGCUCCAGGUAGUGUGGUGGAGCUGCUGGGUAAACCCUACCCUCAGGACGACUACAGCAACCUCUCCCAGAAGGUCCUCUCCAGGGUUGGCAGGAAUCUGCACAACCAGCAGCAUCACCCUCUUUGGCUGAUCAAGGAGAGGGUGAAGGAGCACUUCUAUAAGCAGUACGUGGGCCGCUUUGGGACUCCGCUGUUCUCCGUCUAUGAUGACCUUUCUCCAGUGGUCACAACCUGGCAGAACUUCGACAGCCUGCUCAUCCCAGCUGGCCACCCCAGCCGGAAGAAGGGGGACAACUAUUACCUGAAUAGGACUCACAUGCUGCGAGCCCACACGUCUGCGCACCAGUGGGACCUGCUGCAUGCUGGGCUGGAUGCCUUCCUGGUGGUGGGCGAUGUCUACCGGCGCGACCAGAUUGACUCCCAACACUACCCAGUUUUCCACCAGCUGGAGGCUGUCCGUCUCUUCUCCAAGCACGAGUUGUUUGCUGGCAUAAAGAAUGGAGAAAGCCUGCAGCUCUUUGAACAAAGUUCUCGCUCUGCCCAUAAACAAGAGACACAUACCAUGGAGGCCAUGAAGCUCGUAGAGUUUGACCUUAAACAAACACUUACCAGGCUUGUGACACAUCUUUUUGGAGAUGGACUGGACAUUAGAUGGGUAGACUGCUACUUUCCUUUUACUCAUCCUUCCUUCGAGAUGGAGAUCAACUUCCAUGGAGAAUGGCUAGAAGUUCUUGGCUGUGGUGUGAUGGAACAACAACUGGUAAAUUCAGCUGGUGCUCAAGAUCGGGUAGGUUGGGCCUUUGGCCUAGGACUAGAAAGACUGGCCAUGAUCCUCUAUGACAUCCCUGACAUCCGCCUCUUCUGGAGUGAGGAUGAGCGUUUCCUGAAGCAGUUCCUCGUGUCAGAUAUCAACCAGAAGGUGAAAUUUCAGCCUCUUAGCAAAUAUCCUGCUGUGAUAAAUGACAUCUCAUUCUGGUUGCCCUCUGAGAAUUACUCAGAAAACGAUUUCUAUGACUUAGUCCGAACAAUUGGAGGAGACCUGGUGGAAAAAGUUGAUCUCAUAGACAAGUUUGAACAUCCAAAGUGAGUCAGUGAGAACAAGUGCCAGUGAGGGCUCUUGGGGUAUAGGGCCUUGAAAAGGUAUAUAUUGUUCUUGGAGCGUUUCACUGACUGACCGGCAAGGUCCUCCCUCAGAACCAGUCUGUGUCCAUUAGAGAUGUGGUCAGUGGCCCUACGUUGGGGUGUCUCCGCUGCCUGUCUGCUGCUUCAGGUCCUGAGCAUCUGGCUAGAACAUGGAGAUCUUUGAAGGAUCAUCUGCUUUCUUCCCCUUGCUUCAGAGCUUUAGUGACCAAGGGUCACAUUCUUCCCCUAAGGUAAGUUGUCUCUUGAAUCUACUCUUAACUCGUCUGGUGGGUUUCUGAAUAAUUCUUUUUUUUUUUUUUUAGUCAUGCUCCACUUUGCUAAUAUUUGCUUCACUGUUGGACUAAGUUUUUAAAGGUUGUAUUCCCGAGAUAAUGUUUAACUUUUUGUGAGUGUGUCUUUCAAGUCUCUUUCUCCUGUAAUCCUGUGUGGGCACUUUUCUUAGGGAGUUGUGUGUGUGUGUGUGCAGAUGCACAUGCUAUUGAGUACCUGUUUUUUAUGAGGUACUCUGUUAUGUACUGGUACAGUAGGAGGACUGAGGCUCAGAGAGUCUAAUUUGCUGGCCUAUGGUCAAACAGCUAUUAAGUAGUCAUGGCUGGACUUGAAGGAGACACAGUAACUCUGACUUUGCUUUAUAUCAUGCAGAACAAACAAAUUAAUGCUGGGAGUGGGCCAUCUCCCCUAGUUCAAGCUCCUGUAUUUUGUUUUUCCAGGCAGGGUAAUAGACUUGGCCUUGCUUGCUCACGUAGCUAACUGACAGCAGAGGUUUCAUACAGAGGUUUCCAACAGCAGAGGUUUUGUGACAAAGCCCCCACUGCCCUGUUCCCAGUGCAGGCCAGAGACAGGCCAACUUCUCUUCCUUUGGGAGUAAACAGCUGUUUCAGAAGAUUGUCUUUAUUUUCAAAACGCCAUUCAUUUCCCUUGGUGCUCUUCUUACUCACUGUGGUGUGAUAUGACAGCAUCACAGAGAGGUAAGGCGCACCACUGAUUCUGUUCAGCGGGCAUCACGGUACACUGAACUGUCCAUUGUAUUUUGCAUGUCAACAGUUUUAAGGACAGCACACUCCCACACUGUAUUCCCUUACUGCCAAGUGCAGGUAAUGAAACUCAGGAUUAGUGUUAACCCAGGGAGCUAAUACAGAAGAUGCUGCUCAUCCACAAUGGUCAUCUGUGAGUUACCACGCAUCCCAAGCAUGGGUUACCAGGUAUCCAAGAGUUCAGACAUGGAGGCCGCCAGGGAAGCACCGUCAUGCUGCAGGUCGAGGACUGCUUUCCUGGGAACCGUUCAUGCUACCUCUGUCCUCCUAGGAGAGUUGUUCACCUGGUGUUCGCAGUACCUAAGUGUAUGUCCAUCAAAAAGCCACUAACAUUUUAUUGCACUUACUGAUUUAAUGUCCCUCCCACUAGACUAUAAACUCAAGGGUAGGAAUUUUGUAUUAUUGAUCUAUUCUCCUUGGUGCUUACCAUAAUGAUUGGACAAUUAGUAAAUAUUCACUGGAUGAAUGAAGUCCUCUUAGCCAUAGGCUUAUGCUAAUCCCACAUACGUAUAUACAUAUGUGUUUAAAUGUGGAUGUCUGCAAGGAUUCUAACACAUAAUAUCUAUGUAUACACAUAUAUAAUACACAUUUUAGACGCUUGUAGCUUAUCAUUUUGGGGGGACAAGUUUAUUACUAUAGAAAACUAUAAAUGUAAAAGAGUAAAGGCUUAAGCUUGAGCUCACUGACCAGGACAAUCCAUGGAGAAUGCUCUUCUGAACAUUGUAAAUCCCUCAUAGGCCUUUGUUUUCAGUCACUUGUCCACUGUUUAAGCUUUCUGAUUGUUUGGAGUAAGGACUGAUGAUGGUUUACUCCAAGAUAAAACUGUUACUCUGAAAAAAUAUAUUGUUAGCUUUAAAACCUUUUAGACUAUCUUAAAUUAUUUUUUUCUCCAUCUAAAGCAGUAAUUGAGAGCUGAUGGUAUAGCAUAUCCUGUCUUUGCCCCUGCAUGUGAACUCUAACCCAGCACCUCAGGAAAAAGCAUGGAAGAGGAUUUCUUAAAUGGCAAAAAAAAAAAGAACUUCCUCCUGUGCAUCUCACUCCAGCUUCUAUUGCAGACGUUGGAUACUUGCUCUCCAGGAUUAGAUAAGAGAGUAAUCUGCACAGCUGUAAACAACUUAAAAGAAGGACAAAUUUGAGAUACAUUGUGCUCUGUGGCUGUGCAUCAUUUAAAGGUCCAGGCUGCUGGCAGGGCAGGCACAGAAAGACGGGACCUGUGAAUAAAUUCACUGGGUGCAUCAAAGCCUCCACAGCCCAGCUGAUGUCUUCAGAGACCCCUCCCUGUCCUCAUGCUGCUCCAGCGCCUGCAGCUGUGAUGAGCGAGCGUAUUCACUCUGGCUCUUUUGGGUCUGGCCCUGCAGCACACAGCAUCUUGACCUGAACAUGGCCUCAUCCCAGAAAGAUGGAAUUGAAGGAAAUGACGUUAAGGGCUGAAAAAAUGAGCUUCAGGAAAAAUCUUAAUUAGUAGUUUUUUAUAGAAAUAUUUAUUUUAGACUAAUUAAGGAAAUAAAUGCCUCCACUCUAAGAAAAACGCAACUCCCUUAUGAUCUAUGUUCACACACACACAAAUUUUCUUCCAGGAGGAGGGAGCAAAUGUACAUGGGUGAGACAAAGAACUAAAAUAAUAAUCCAGCUUUGAUCAAAACUCCUUGUUACAGUGUUCCCUCUGAAAAUGAUUUCUAAUCAAUGAUCGCUACCACGGAGCACCGAGGAGUAAUUACCUUACAUGUGUUUCACUCUGAGCUGUGAUUAGAAACAAGAUGUGAGAUCGGAGGGGCAUAAAACAAAUAUAAAAAGGAAAAAAUCUCAAAUAGCUGAGAUCACGGGCUGUGGGAUAUUUAAUAGGUAUGGAGGUUUGCUCCAGGUAGUGAUGUCAACAUUUGUUUAUUCACUUGGUGAACAUUUCCCUGCUAUUUUGGGCAGCACUGAUGAUAGCGGCAGGAUGUUAAGGUAACUUAUCACAUGUUGCCCUUAUAGUCAAAAAUAAGGCGACCAGCUGGCUUUUAUUAGAGCGUGAGCUUGAGUUCACAGGUGUUCUGGUGGCAGAGAGGGAUUUGGGCUAGCAAAGCUACACCUUCCCACCAGGUGUCCCGUGGUUGGGAGCCAAUCUUCACCCUGAACUGCUUGGUGCCGUCUCCAGCCUGAGCAGUAGUUGGACCUGGGCUUUAUUAGUCCAAGGUGAGACACAGGGGCCUGCAAGGGAAUAAAAAGACUUGAAAUAUUUCUACUAGUGAAGGAGGCUAGGGUCAAGUGCAUGGCAAGAUUAUUGGGAAGGUGAAGACCACUUGGUCUCUGUUGAGGAAAGAAGUCCUUGGCCCGAAGUGCUUCCUGGGGCAUUUACUGUACCCAUGAGAGUUUCCAGUCUCUUAAGAAUAUACCAUGGGCGCUGGCCCCAUGGCCUAGUGGUUAAGUUCAGUACACUCUGCUUUGGUGCAGACCUACACCACUUGUCG
This is a messenger RNA of Equus caballus (horse), 7742 nucleotides long. The record is from RefSeq and is a predicted model, not a curated record. NCBI's taxonomy places the organism in Eukaryota, Metazoa, Chordata, Mammalia, Perissodactyla, Equidae.